GGAGGAGAAUGCAGGUUUUGGUUUCCAUCCAGCCCAGAUCUGCACACCACCAGUGCUGCCAGGGCACUGCAGGGUGAGGAGGGGGGACAAGCCAUCAAGGGAGGCUGUCUCCAGAGGUUCAGCUCCAUCAUAGUUGUCUGGGACAGCAUGGGUGCUGGCUGAUGUGCCAAGAAACAGUGACCCACACAGCCCUCCUGCCCUGCUGCCAUGUCCACCCUGGUGACAGGACCUGUACCCUGAGGACUUCCAGGUAUGCUGAGUGCAGCUUGGUGAUCCUUUCCCAGCAAGACUCGAAAGCCACCAGCUUCUCUUUGCUGGACAGGUCCUGGUUGCCUCUUCCAAUGAUGGAGCAGGAUGUGGAGAAGGAAGUGCUGGCCCCUUCCCCUCUACAGCAGCCCUGAUAGCCCUCUGGGGUCAGUGGAACCCUGUGGCCUGGCAGAAGGGAUCAUACAGCUUCUUGAUCCCACAUGCCCCUGUGGCAGAAGGGAGCAUGGUGUCCCCGCCAGCUCACUAUCAGCUGCUGUAACCAGGGAAAAGGGGAAGGCCAUGUCUUGGGACGUGGUGAUAACCCAGGGAAUGCGGCGGAGCACAAGCCUGCACCCUGCCACAGCACUGCUCACCAUGGAGGGACCACAUCGCUGCUGCCUCCUCCUCCUCUUCCUCUGCCUGCUCCCACCACUGGGCAUCCCAAGCCCACCACUGCCUCUGGAGGAACCUCAGGAUCUGCCACUGACACUGUCCAGCACCGCUGAACCCACUGCCCACCUGCUGCGCGGCCACCCCUCAGCCCCAGUGCGGCCCUACAGCCUCUCGCUGUCCCCUGAGGAUUACCACUACUCCCCCAACCCCCGGCACCUGCGCCCUGGGCGGCUGCGCCGGCUCCUAGGCUCGGCCUUCGACCCCUUCUGGAUGGCGACCGAGGAGCCCCGGGGUCGCAACAGCAGCAUCCUCGAGGAGAACCUGGAGUCCAUGAGCAGGGACCUGGCAGAGGGUGCUGGGCGCUACCGCCGCAAGCUGUGGCGAGAAGUGGAGGGGCUGGAGCUGCCCAACCUGCUGCCCCCUGGCCCGGGGUUGCCCCCUGAGCUACCUGGGGCCCUGGCCCGCCACCUGCGGCAGUGGCUGGUGGAACUGGCUGCCUGCCGCCUUACCUCCACCUGGGUUGACCUGGGACCCAUCUUCUGGCCCCGCUGGGUGCGCCACACCGCUUGUGACACCAGACCCUCCGGCUGCUCCUGGCCCCCUGGCAUGAUCUGCCGCCCCACACAGCUCACUCGCAUCAAGCUGCUGGCCUGGCACUGCUGGGUCCCCCAGCACCCAGGCCCACCAAACUGCACGUGGCGGCAGAUCCCCUACCCUGUUGUGACUGCCUGCAAGUGUUCCUGCCGCUGAGGGGGCUGCAGGGGGCUAUGGAGGGACCCCAUGGUACCUGUUCUUGGAGCCAAAAGGCCUGAAAAGGCAAGAG
Molecule: messenger RNA, 1462 nt
Organism: Neopelma chrysocephalum (saffron-crested tyrant-manakin)
Lineage: Eukaryota; Metazoa; Chordata; Aves; Passeriformes; Pipridae
Product: noggin-like
Exons: 1
Coding region: 355-1389 (344 amino acids)
Biological process (GO): dorsal/ventral pattern formation; osteoblast differentiation; negative regulation of cell differentiation
Source: RefSeq, a predicted model, not a curated record